GCCCUCCCCUCCCUGCCCACAUAUUUUUACUCCUCCUGGAAGCAGUCUCAGGACAGCAGCGGAGCUGCCAUGACAGCCAGCGCUUCCCAGUGGUGCAGCUACCUCGGGGUCAUCCUCUCCCGCGAGAGGCAGCGGCUGGAGCACUACCAGCAGGCUGAGGACAUCCUCCUGACCCUGCUGGAGGGCGUCCACGCCAGGGACCCCCGCUUCCUUGUGGACUAUGCCAGGAACCUGGAAGCUUUCGAGUUCGCUCUCCGUGCCUCCGAGGAUGCUGUCACUGUGGAGGUUCCCCUGCAGAUCGAUGCCGAUGCGCUGCAGGUGCUGGUAUGCCGGCCCGAGAACACCCCCGACGGGCACCCUCUGGGGCUGGGCACCUGCUACCUGGAAGUGCCUUCCCCGGGGGUGGGUUUGGAGGACUGGACCAGCAGCGUGGGUAGAAUGGAGCGGAGUGAUGGUGCAGGAUGCCUCCUUCCCAGCAGAGUCCUCCAGCACCUGAAAGAGCUCCUUGUUUCGGCCAUCGUGUGCUGCCAACGCCACUUCCUGCUUCAGCCAGGUGACCUCAACGCUGAAAAUCUGCAGGAAGAUGCCAUGGAGCUCUCCCUGCUGAUCCGUGGUGGCUGGAGGACCAUCCGCUUUGACAUCGUCCCAGUGGUGAGGAGGCAGCAGGAGCCACCCUGGCUCAGGGGCUGGCAGGGUAAGAGGGGCUUCCCCCAAGCCAGCCUUCAGAAGGCCAUGGAAGAGGCCCACUUCAUCCCUGCCUCUCCCCAUUGCUGGAGAUCCUCCACUCACCUCCCUGUGCUGAAGCUGCUGCAGGAGGUGGACAUGCUGAAGGGCCCUCGGCUGGAUAGCCUUCGCCUGCUCGACCAGCUCCGCAGCCAGGACUGGGAAGAGCAGGGUGGGAAAGGUGGUCUCACUUUCAACCACCUGAAGAUGGUGCUGCUGUGGGGCACAGAGCUCUUCCCCUCCCCAGAGGACUGGCAGGAUCUGGAGGGCUCUGUCUACAGGCUCCUGGUGAUCCUGCUCCGCUGCCUGGCCACCCGGCACCUCCCACACUUCCUGCACCCAGAGGAGAACCUCUUCAGUGGAGAGGACCUGGACCUCGCCUCCCUCUACUGCAAGGUGGAGAGUUUUGCCUGGAACCCCCAAGGCUUCCUCCGCUUCCAUUUUGUCCUCCCUGUGAGGACCAACAGUUGUGAGGCAGACCCCGCCACCCGAGCCCUCCUGCAGCUCCCUGAUAAGGAUGGGUCCUACUGGGACACAGCCUACUUUGACAUCCUGCUCCGCCAGUUCCAGGUCUACCUGAUCCAGGAUGGUGCACGCCACUCGGCAAUGUCCGAGCUCUACUCCAAGAUCCAGCAAGAAAUCCCACAGCAGAACUGAGCAGGGCCAUGCUGCCACC
Messenger RNA from Calypte anna (Anna's hummingbird), 1399 nucleotides. RefSeq names its product mab-21 like 4 (gene MAB21L4). The transcript has 5 exons. Bases 70 to 1380 code for a protein of 436 amino acids. NCBI's taxonomy places the organism in Eukaryota, Metazoa, Chordata, Aves, Apodiformes, Trochilidae. The record is from RefSeq and is a predicted model, not a curated record.